GGAAGCUCUCAUAAUCUAAGAUGGCGGCGUUGGUGGCUCAUCGCCUUCCCACGCUUGGGUCAUUUUCACUGAGACCCAUCUCAUCGUUUGCUGCCCAAAAGAAGGCAGUCCUCAAUAACACAAACACUGACGAUGCUAAAAGCAUUGUUCCAGUUCGGGAGAAAAGCACCGCUUUGGCCGCCACAGCACCCAGCAGCAAGGGAGAAUACGUUAUCACUAAACUCGAUGACCUGGUGAAUUGGGCACGCAGAAGUUCUCUAUGGCCCAUGACGUUUGGACUCGCGUGUUGUGCCGUGGAGAUGAUGCACAUGGCGGCGCCGCGAUAUGACAUGGACCGCUUCGGCGUUGUGUUCAGAGCCAGCCCCCGACAGGCUGAUGUCAUGAUCGUGGCCGGAACCCUGACCAAUAAGAUGGCUCCUGCUCUGCGCAAGGUGUAUGAUCAGAUGCCUGAGCCCAGAUAUGUCAUUUCCAUGGGAAGCUGCGCCAACGGCGGAGGCUACUACCACUACUCAUACGCUGUGGUCAGGGGCUGUGACCGGAUUGUUCCAGUGGACAUAUAUGUCCCAGGCUGUCCGCCCACUGCAGAGGCUUUGCUGUACGGAACCCUGCAGCUACAGAAAAAGAUCAAGCGUGAGAAGAAGUUGAGAAUCUGGUAUCGCAAGUGAGCUGGCGUGGCGAUGCGGGUUUUUGAGUUGUGCGUCUGGACUGUUGUAAAUGUGUAUUUAAUGAUGGUCGUUUGUUUUUACGUGGGAGGACAGACGGUCUUUUCUGGAGUCGCUCUGGACUGAGCUCUGCGCUCCUCUUCUUUGUAGUAAUAAUAAAUGACUAUCAGCUACUUCCCCAUGA
Molecule: messenger RNA, 846 nt
Organism: Chanos chanos (milkfish)
Lineage: Eukaryota; Metazoa; Chordata; Actinopteri; Gonorynchiformes; Chanidae
Gene: ndufs7
Product: NADH:ubiquinone oxidoreductase core subunit S7
Exons: 8
Coding region: 21-665 (214 amino acids)
Biological process (GO): electron transport coupled proton transport; aerobic respiration; mitochondrial respiratory chain complex I assembly
Cellular component (GO): respiratory chain complex I
Molecular function (GO): quinone binding; 4 iron, 4 sulfur cluster binding; NADH dehydrogenase (ubiquinone) activity
Source: RefSeq, a predicted model, not a curated record